CUGCGCGGGCGGCGAUCCGGGCACCCCCUGGCGCAGCCGCCGGAGCUCGGGCGCAGGUCAGUGCAUCACCCCGGCGGCUUCCUCUGGGGCCCCGCCGCCCCCCUCCUGGAUCCCCGCCAAUGCCCGCGAAACGUCCCAGCGCCCCGGGCCUCUGGGGGUUCCCUUUCCGAAGUGUUGAAAGGAAACCCGGGCGCGGGCGCGGCGCAGGCCGGCCGAGCCCGUGUUCGGGGCAGGGGACGGGAGACGGCCUCGAGGCUCCGUGCCGGCCGCGCCCCCCAGCACCCCCCAACAGGGUUGGUUGUCCGCGGGGACACGGGCCGGACACGGGCGGGGACACAGUCAGGCUGGGGGGGGCUGGGAAGUGUGUCCCGGCGAACUCGGGUGGAGGGGCCGGGCCGCCACCUUCUGUCCACAGGAGCCGCAGGCCUAAGCGCAGCCCACCCGCGCCAUGGGCUCGGACGCCUGGGUCGGCCCUUGGCGGCCACACCGGCCCCGCGGCCCCAUCGCCGCGCUCUACAGCGGCCCGGGGCCCAAGUACCAGCUGCCGCCCAACACCGGCUACCUCCAGCACGACCCCUCGCGGCCGCGCGCGCCCGCCUUCACCUUCGGCGCGCGCCUCCCCGCGCCGCAGACCUCGUGCGGCCCCGGGCCCGGCCACCUGGUCCCGGCGCGCAUGACCGUGCGCGGCCCCGACGGCUCCCCCGCCUACUCCAUCCACGGCCGCCCGCAACGCGCCGCGCCCUUCCUCACGCCCGGCCCGGGCCGGUACUUCCCCGAGCGAGCGGGCCCCGCGACGUACCCCAGUGCGCCGCGCCACACCAUAGCGCCCCGAAACUGGGGCGUCCACGGGGAGCAGCAGACCCCAGGCCCGGCGACCUACUCGGUGCCCCCGCUGCUGGGCCCGCGCGUCGUCGGGAAGGCCUCGGCCCCGACUUACUCCAUCUACGGGCGCAGCACCGUGGGCAGCUUCCUGGAGGACCUGAGCAAGACCCCGGGGCCCUGCGCCUACCACGUGGUGAGCCCCGGCACCUACAAGUCGCGAGCGCCGCAGUUCACCAUGCUGGCGCGGACGUCGCUUCCCCGGGACAGCAGCCGCAAGCCGGGGCCCGCGGCCUACAACGUGGACCAGGUGGUCUGCGGGCGGGGGGCGCGGGGGCACCGGAAGCCUCGCGGCUGGACCUUCGGGAUCAGGCACUCGGACUACCUGGCCCCGAUGUUGACCGACGUGGACAAGUGACCCGCCGGGCGGGCGCGCCGCAUAAAUGUUCGC
Talpa occidentalis (Iberian mole) is the source of this 1270-nucleotide messenger RNA. RefSeq names its product outer dense fiber of sperm tails 3B (gene CIMAP1B). The coding region runs from base 449 to 1237 and encodes 262 amino acids. Lineage: Eukaryota; Metazoa; Chordata; Mammalia; Eulipotyphla; Talpidae. Gene Ontology annotation, cellular component: cytoskeleton. The transcript is spliced from 6 exons. The record is from RefSeq and is a predicted model, not a curated record.